AUGGCAAAGGUUGCUUUCUUUCACCAAUGAGAGAAUGAUUAACUGUCGCGUGUGUUUGACAGGAGGCGACGGCCCGGAUCAGAUGGCGACACCCGCGUUCGGACGAGGAUGAGGAUGCUACGCACGAACACGCACAUCCAUUGUCCUGCCUUUCAAAUCCACCUGCUUCGGAAAAUGCAUUCAAAAUCCUGAAAAGUGACUUUUAGUGUUGGGUUGUAAGGCCGCCGCCGCCGCCGCCAAUAUGUUGAAGUGGACCGGAAAAGUCUGAUUUUUCCACCUGGGGAAAGGAGCAAGAACAGGAGCGAGUGAUUUCUUCACAUAGCGUGCAACGAGCGUUUGGGCGCCAUGGCCUCUGCGGCUCUGGAGCUGAUGGGCUUCUUCCUCGGCCUGCUGGGUCUACUGGGCAGCCUGGUGUCCACGGUGCUCCCUUUCUGGGAGAAUACAGCACAUAUCGGCUCCAACAUCGUGACAGCCUCAGGCAGCACCAAGGGCUUGUGGAUGGAGUGCGUCCAUCAGAGCACCGGGGCCUUCCAGUGCGAGACGUACAAUUCCAUCCUGGCUCUGUCCUCUGACCUCCAGACGUCCCGGGCCCUCAUGGUGGUCUCUCUGGUACUGUCCACCUUGGGCCUGGCCGUCGCCGUCCUGGGCAUGCAGUGCACCGUCUGCCUGGAGGGCUCAGGGGAACUCAAGAAACGGGUGGCGGGCGUCGGCGGGUGCUUCUUCCUGGUGGCCGGCUUCAUGACUCUGGUGCCCGUCUCCUGGAGCACCAACAGGGUAAUCCGGAACUUCUACAAUCCCAGCGUACCCGCCACUCUCAAGUUCGAGCUAGGCGACUGUCUUUACUUGGGCAUAGUCUCAGCUGUGCUCUCGAUGCUGGGGGGCAGCAUGCUGGCCAUGUCUUUCUGUGAGGGGCAGGACGACAGAGGAGGACGCCACCGUAUGGGGAGGCCGUAUGGGGGCGGAGGCUACCCCUACCCGGUGGCUGGAGGUGCUGCGCCGCAGCCGCCGCCGCCGGUGGGAGCCACAAGCCUGCAAAUGGGAGGCCUCAGCGUGAACAAUAAAGGGCGCACGUUGGUUCACAGCGGUAGCGGGAGCUCCGGGGGAGUCCAUGUGAAACCCCUGACGGCAGGAUAUGAUGUCACAGGAUACGUGUGAUGAUGUCACAAAACAUGAUAAUCACGCUCCACCUGUGAUGUACAGUAUGAAUGCUACAGACUGCUUUU
Molecule: messenger RNA, 1223 nt
Organism: Syngnathus typhle (broad-nosed pipefish)
Lineage: Eukaryota; Metazoa; Chordata; Actinopteri; Syngnathiformes; Syngnathidae
Gene: cldn2
Product: claudin 2
Exons: 2
Coding region: 346-1155 (269 amino acids)
Biological process (GO): cell adhesion; bicellular tight junction assembly
Cellular component (GO): plasma membrane; bicellular tight junction
Molecular function (GO): structural molecule activity
Source: RefSeq, a predicted model, not a curated record